AUGAUACGCACUCCAAGUACGCCGACAGCUCAACGAUCAUCACCAGCAUCAGCAGCGUCGACUGGAAAGUCGGGGUUUGGGGAGCCACAACCCUCUACACCGCAGACUGGAACUUGGAAACACCCAAAAUUCGAUGAAAUUGCAAGACGACAGAAUGCGGCCACUUUUACAGACCAAAACAUGCGACGGCUCUUAUGGAAUGGUGCAGGGUUCAUUGUGAUAUGGUACCUUGGUCGAACGCUUUGGGGGACAUUUCCUGGUUAUUUCUUUGGUGAAGGAUUAUUCCCAACGAUUGCGUCAUGGAGUUUUCGAGUGAUGGAGUUUUGCCUUAUUUUUAACAUCGUUGUCGCACUUCGCCCAUUCUAUGCAAAACGAGACGAUAUGGAAGAUAUCCCUCUGACACCUGCGCAACGGAAAUUGCUUGGAUUGAAACCUAGUUCCAGACCGGCUACUCCAGGGUCGGAAUAUGUAACUCCUCCAAGAUAUAGGAGGACGUCAACACCCUUGAGCAGCUCACCUGCAAAUCGAAGAGGAAGCCCGGCUUCGGGAAGUCCUUCCGGAAAACGAUCUCAGAGCCCGCACGCCCAAGAUGGUCUGGAGAGCUUGGCGCAAUUAAGGAUGGGAGCUUCCGACUCGAAAUUAGUAUUUAAGAAGGGCAUCUUCAGGCUUUCAGAGGACAAGGUUAUUCCUGCCGAUGACCCAUAUUGGGCUUCUUUUUGGGAGCUACCAGAAUCUACAGAAGAUAUCUUCAGUCUCUUCUCUCCUGCAGACAUUCGAAGAACUCGCGAUACCGCAUUAGAAAACUUAGAGACUCUGAUAUUAGCCAUAACAAGUCGAUUAUUCGUUCUCCGACAUCACCCCUCAUUCCCUCAUCCGGAGUUUGCUCCGGAAAGAGAUGCAUUGAAUUGCAUUCGGAUUCUCACACGCAUUCUACCAUACAUAUACGAAGCCGAGAAACUACAAUCAUGGGAAGAGACAUUCUUUUGGGGUUCAAGGAGGAAACGGACACGCAAGGCAGCUCUUGCCCGAGACGUGAUAUUCGAUGAGUCCCAGGAAGAGUUACAAAAGCUUGAAGCUGCGGCGCAAGAAUUCGAGGAGAUUAAACCCUUGGCAGAAGAAUUGAUCGACACAUUGAUCGAUUUGCUCUUCUUCGCGGACUUUACCCUCCCAAAACCACAAAAUAGUAAGAACAAAGUAUCGUAUGCUAUAUGGCAAAGCGGAGUAGGAUGCAAUACGCCAGUCGGGACGAGCAAAGAAUUUGAGAAUAACCGCACCGAGAUACUGAGGUUGCUCUUGACUUUGACUAGUCAGAGCAUGUACAUGUCAGCGAACUUACUUCCCGUACAAGGUGUGAAGGCUAUCACAUAUAUCGCUACUUGUCCGGAUAAACAGGUUGUGCUAUCUGUGUUGUGCUCUUUACUGAACACUACCUUGAAAUACAACCCUGCAAAAUGGCAAGUACCAUACAAUGUACAAGUUUUCAAAGACCCGAAACAGAUACUAGUCACAUAUGCAUUGCAGCCCAAACUAAGAAAAGUAGGAUUUGGUUUCUUUCUACUUGAUGCAUCGAAGCAAGGAGUUGUACGAAUGUGUAUUUUCAUAUUACAGACCUUGAGUGUGGAGCCGAACUUCGGCAAGAAUUUAAACAAGCGAUUUGAAGCCCAAGAUACUUUGCCACCGAGUAUCAGACUUCAGUCAUUCAACGGAACAUAUGCCGAUUUCCUUAUCCAUUCCAUCUAUAACAUAAUAACAACAAGCCAAGGAAAACUCACAGCCAUCUAUCCUGCUUUACUAGCAGUAAUAAACAACAUCGCUGCUUAUCUAGAAAACAUUAGCGCUUCCACAUCUUCAAAACUCCUGCAACUAUUUGCAUCAAUGUCAUCCCCCGGAUUCCUGCUAUCAAACGAGAGUAAUCAUGAUCUUCUUCAGUCUCUUCUAGAAAGUAUGAAUGCUAUCAUUGAGCAUCAGUUUCCUACUUUACGGCACUUUACUUUGGAAAGUGGCCAAGAAGAGAUAGAAAGAAGAAACAGGCGAAAGAAAGAACGUCUAGCAGAAUCAGGGGAUGUAGAUAGUAGAAGAGGCUCUGCGGACAGUAUUCGAAGCCCAUCUAUAAAUCACCAACGAGGGCCUUCGGCACUUAGUAAUGUCCCAGAGGAGGACACAUUUGCCAUUGGGGAUGAUGAUGAUGAGGAUAGUGACGGUGAAGGACGUCCCACCCCAGCAGCGUCGACUCCCACAGAACACCCUUCAAGGGCUUCGUCGAUAUCCUCGAGCAUUGACGAUACAGUUCCGACGCAACUGCGGGGAAUGUCAGAAAAAGCGAGAGGGAAAAUGCCUGCUGGCAUGCCCACAUUUUCCAGACACAAUAGCACAACAAGUUUAAGUAGCUACGCAGUAUUUUCAUCAAGUGGCGCAUUUGAGCCUACGUCUCAGUGGAUAGAGACCUGGCUUCCCGAACUCCCACUCCAUACAAUCUUAACUUUAAUCGAUCAAAUUGAUCAACUCCUCUCGAAUCCUAACAAUCCUUCCGAUAUUCCUCCAAGUAAUGUCCUCCGCACGAUCCAAAAAGCCGAAAUAAGAGGAAUAGAAACCACACCUAUUCGCAUUCAUUCCUUUGAGUGGACACCUUUAUCGCUUGGUUGGUACGAAUCCCUACUUUGGGCUUUCGUCUUCACAUCCGAAAUGCAGGUUGCAAAAGGCACCAUAGGUGUUUGGAAUGGUACAGCAAUCAAGUUAUUCAGGGUCCAGGAAGUAGCAGCACAUGGUCCUACAUUUAGCUCCCCGAGAGGUGCAGUUGAUGCUGUGGGUAGUAAUAUUGUCAGUAGGCUUGGUAGUAUGAAUUUGAGGGGUGUAGCACAGGGCGCUACGACGCCAUCACAACAGGGAGGUGGUGGCGGGGUUGGGGGUGGUAUUGUGAGGACUGGUACGGGAGGAUCUACGAGAAAUGAAUCACCGUUGGGAGGUAGGAGUGCGAUUAUUUGA
Messenger RNA from Sclerotinia sclerotiorum 1980 UF-70, 2982 nucleotides. RefSeq lists its product as hypothetical. Gene Ontology annotation, cellular component: Golgi trans cisterna; membrane; Golgi medial cisterna. The record is from RefSeq and is a predicted model, not a curated record. Lineage: Eukaryota; Fungi; Ascomycota; Leotiomycetes; Helotiales; Sclerotiniaceae. The transcript is spliced from 11 exons. Bases 1 to 2982 code for a protein of 993 amino acids.